AUGUCUUCGUUGCUGCGAAAGUUCUCCAACCUUUCCACCAAGUCCAAAGCCUCUUCCAAGUCGUCGAACACCACCAACACCGCCGCUCCUGCUGCUCCCGUCAAAAUGUCCAAGAUCGCCGUCAUCGUCUUCUCGCUCUACGGUCACGUUGCCAAGCUGGCCGACCACGUCGUAGAGGGUGCCAAGUCCACUGGUGCCCAGGUCGACCUGUACCAGAUCCCCGAGACGCUGUCCGAGGAAGUCCUGGCCAAGAUGCACGCCAACAAGGCACCCAUCUCUUCUCUCCCUGAGAUCACCCCUGAGAAGCUCGCCGAGUACGAUGGAUUCAUCUUCGGUUUCCCUACGCGAUACGGUCGUGCACCCGCUCAGGUCUCGGCCUUCUUCGACAAGACCGGUGGUCUCUGGGCGUCGGGCGCUCUGAUCGGCAAGUUCGGUGCUACCUUCACUUCGACCGCUUCUCAGCACGGUGGUAACGAGACCACCCACCUCACCACCAUCCCCUUCUUCGUCCACCAGGGUGUCAACUACGUUCCUCUGGGUUACCGCGAGUUCGCCAACCAGACCAACCUGGAGCAGAUCCACGGUGCGAGCGCUUACGGUGCCGGUACCAUUGCCGCCGGUGACGGUAGCCGUCAGCCUAUCGACAUUGACCUCACGAUCUCCAAGAGCCAGGGCAAGCACUUUGCUGAUGUCGUCAACACUUUUGUCAAGGGCAAGUCCGCUUAG
This is a messenger RNA of Pseudozyma hubeiensis SY62, 726 nucleotides long. RefSeq names its product protoplast secreted protein 2 precursor. Bases 1 to 726 code for a protein of 241 amino acids. The transcript has a single exon. Gene Ontology annotation, molecular function: NAD(P)H dehydrogenase (quinone) activity; FMN binding. The record is from RefSeq and is a predicted model, not a curated record. Lineage: Eukaryota; Fungi; Basidiomycota; Ustilaginomycetes; Ustilaginales; Ustilaginaceae.